Messenger RNA from Mollisia scopiformis, 1253 nucleotides. Its product is annotated as DUF1941-domain-containing protein. NCBI's taxonomy places the organism in Eukaryota, Fungi, Ascomycota, Leotiomycetes, Helotiales, Mollisiaceae. The record is from RefSeq and is a predicted model, not a curated record. The transcript is spliced from 2 exons. The coding region runs from base 15 to 1184 and encodes 389 amino acids.
AAUCUCUCAUCGUUAUGUUGCGAAAGCUUGUUUCCACCAAGCCAACUGCAGCAGGUAGAGCAGCUUAUACCCAGCUAGCAGCUGCCCUUCUUCAAUCCUAUCCAGCGACGUGCCCUUCUCUGCUCUUCAUUAACCUCCUACUCAUCGAUCUUCGAUCAUCAUUUCCUUCCUUACUUGCACAGCUCAAUAACGAUCAAUACCCCGCAACUGCUCAAAGGCUAGCCGCAGCUUUCGAUGUCCUCUCAAGCUUUGUAGCCUUUCUCAUUCGAAGCCUCGAUGAAGAGAUCAACACGUCUGGCUUCAGUAUGGCCCCGGAUCUGUUACUCAAGCUCCGCAAAGACAUUGCAGAAACGAUAUCACUCACGAUCGAGUAUCUCCGCGAUCGAUGGGAUGCAUCCAUAGCUGGAGCUGCUGGCCUGCAUCCUGAUGCGAGAAGUGGAACCGCGGCAACUUCUGAAGGAACACGACUGACCUUAACCUGGGAAUCUAUCAAAGACAGUGUCCAUACGGAUCCCCUCGUUCUAGCAGAAAUAAGAGCCAUGGCUAUCUGGAUUCGAGAAGACGAAAACGACAAUCUGCGAAACGAGGCUGCAGGCAUGAUGGACAUGCUGGUAGAACUUUACAAGUCAGAAUCUCAAGGAGCAUUGGAUUUUCGCUAUCCCAUCUUACUUGCUCUGGAAGGAAUCAUGCUUACGGACGAUGGUACGCAGGCCUUCUUGAGCCAUGACGGAUGGCAGGUUGUAUCCGAGGAUCUGCAAUCUAUUAUUCGAAGCAUAGCUCAACCGGAGGGGGUCGAAGAAACAUUUUCGCUGGGAGAGGCCAAUCGUGGGCUCCAAAUCGUCCGAGUCCUCUUAGCUGUUAUUGAUCACCAGUCAACCUCAUUUCCAGAGGAGGCAUGGAUGAAGAUGGUAACAAUUACGGCAUCGAUGAACGUUCCAAGUACCACACCUUCGCCUAUAAUUCUUGAAUUUCAGAUCGCGAUGCUACAAUUGUCGACAGCACUAUUGUCGAAAGCAGCAGGUGGUAUGAUGAAGAGAUAUAUCACGAGCUACUCCGCUCUCUCAGGAAUUACAAACCAGCUCAGCCGCUUGGUCCAGAACUUACCGGACGAAGUGGAGGGUGCGGACCUCAUGAGCUUGCUGGAGGACGUGUCCCUCGACCUGGGAAACCUUCGGCAGACUUGAUGAGCGACAAAGUGAUACAAUGUCUCUCAAUAGAAACAGUACCAGAAAUCAUCAUCGAAUGUAGCGAGG